AUUUGUUUUUUGUUUUUAUUAUCUUCAGUUGAAAAACAGCUCCAAAUUUAUUACUCCUGAAACCAAACUUGAUGACAAAACUUCUACAGUGUUAAAUUCUAAUGGCCAACUGGUGUCACAUUCUGGCAUCAUGAGAAGCAAGUGCAUCACCAUUUCUAGUCGGCUGGAGAAUACUGUGAACAUUUUGAUUGAAAAAUAUCCUCUGAAAAAUCUUGUAGCGGCUUCUGAAAGUUUUGCCCGAUCUCUAUGGGCAAGACAAGUACCAAUUGAAAUAAAUGAAAAGAAAAAGAAGUUGAAAGAAAUAUCUGCCAAAGUUUUGGAAAAAAGCAAGAUGCAGAACUUGAAUGAAGAUGUUCUGGAGAAAAAGUUGCAGCAAAAAAUUAUUUAUUUAAUGAAGGAACAAACAUAUAACUGGCAGAGUAUUAAGUAUGAUGCAUAUAAAAGCUUUCUGUAUAUGGUUAGUCGUAUGCCCGCAAAUUACUCAGCAAUUCUUCUGUGUCUCGAUGAGAUUGUAAAGCGAGUUCCAGAUUAUAUACCAAGAAAUGUUUUUGAUUUUGGCUCUGGCACCGGUUCCACUAUUUGGGCCUGCAAUAAGAUAUGGAAUAACAAUAUUUUUGAAUAUUUUGCCCAUGAUGUUUCUGCUGAUAUGAAUAUCCUAUGUCGAUUGUUACUACAAGAUGGUGAAGAACAAAAAGAAAUGCAUGUAUCAGGAGUGUAUUUAAGACAGUUUAUGCCUUCUCAGAGAGAGAAAUUGUACAAUUUAGUAGUCUGCUCCUAUUCCUUAUUUGAGCUGGAAUCAAGGCAAGCUCGACUGAAAGUAAUCCACAAUCUUUGGGAUUUAACAGAAGAUUUCUUGAUAGUUAUUGAAAAUGGAACAAAUUCCGGUUUUCAGUUGAUAUCUGAAGUCAGAGACACCAUCUUAAAGAAAAACUCUGAAACAUCAGAUGAGGCUACAGUAUUCUCUCCUUGCCCUCAUGAUCUGCCUUGCCCAAUGAUUAAAGAAAAUAAAGAAAGUAAAAAAAUCCCUUGUAAUUUUCAAGUUACAUUCAAGCACUUUGAUUUUGUUGUGAAAAACAAGAAAAUCAAUGAAAGAUUUUGCUAUAUAAUUUUACAGAAAGGCAAAAGGAAAGAUGUUUUAGGUACCAACUGGCCUCGAGUUCUACAGACCCCUCGUAAACAUUCAAAACAUAUACAUUUAAAAACUUGUUGUCCAAAUGGAGAAAUUGAACAUUCUUUCCUUACAGUGAAGAAACAUGGAAAGGAAGCUUAUAAAUGUGCAUCUUGUUGUAAAUGGGGUGAUUUGCUUCCAGUGGCAACACGAGAAAAUCCACAGACUGCAUCAGACACCACAAAAUCCAAACAAAAGACAGAACCUGAUACAGAAAUAGAGGAUAAUUUGAGUGAAAAUCACAAAACAGAUCUUAAUCAGGAAACAAAACAAAUUAUCUCUUAGUUUAAAUUAUUUUAAAAUUUGUAAAUUUUUCUAUUAAACCAAAUAAUUCUCAUG
Octopus bimaculoides (California two-spot octopus) is the source of this 1507-nucleotide messenger RNA. RefSeq names its product ribosome assembly protein METTL17, mitochondrial. Gene Ontology annotation, biological process: translation. Gene Ontology annotation, molecular function: structural constituent of ribosome; methyltransferase activity. Gene Ontology annotation, cellular component: mitochondrial small ribosomal subunit. The record is from RefSeq and is a predicted model, not a curated record. Lineage: Eukaryota; Metazoa; Mollusca; Cephalopoda; Octopoda; Octopodidae.